Messenger RNA from Oncorhynchus gorbuscha (pink salmon), 3067 nucleotides. Its product is annotated as solute carrier family 4 member 1 adaptor protein. Gene Ontology annotation, molecular function: protein binding; mRNA binding. Bases 398 to 2809 code for a protein of 803 amino acids. The record is from RefSeq and is a predicted model, not a curated record. The transcript has 14 exons. NCBI's taxonomy places the organism in Eukaryota, Metazoa, Chordata, Actinopteri, Salmoniformes, Salmonidae.
GUUUGCGACGGCGCUUUAUAAUUGAGCAAAUUAACACAGCAAUUUUAUAGAUUAGUACAAAAUAUAUAGCUAGCUUCUCACCGUAUUCGAAGAUAUGCAACAAGAGUAUAGUUUACGUACAGAACAAAACAGCUUUCAGACGUUGCUUCUGGUCCGUGUCAUUAAAAGGCACCGUGUAAAUCAUUUGAAUGUUUGGAAUAGUUCCUCCUUGCUAAUAAUUAGGCUUCACACUGUAACGUUAAUGUAUAAAAACAAAUUAAUUUCGUUAAUAUGGUACCGCUUUACGGGUUCUGUAUUUUAAGGCAAUUCCUAAUAUUUGCAUAACAUCUCUGACGGUAACAAUUAGCAUGGAAUUGUGUUACAGCACGGUCCGAGUUGAGAGCCGAACCAAAUAAACAUGGCGGACUCCUCGCGCACAGAAGAGUGUGAAAUAUUUACUGUUAAAGAAAUGGACACUCAAAUGGAAGAACGUGUGAGUAAUGAGAAUGGUGGUGAAUGUAACAAGGAAGAAGACGUGACUAACACUCAAACAGAGGACCCUUUCAAAAAACCUGCUCUCUUUGCCGCGCCUUCGCUCGUGAGUAAACGAGGUCUUGUCGCGAGCAGAGCAGCAAGAAAGCCUACACAUGAAGAAAAUGGCGACAAAGAACUACAACCAUCUACUUCUGAUAGUAGUGAGGCAUCUGCAGAUGAGCAAACCACCCCUUUCACGUCGGAUAAUGACAACACAACGUCACGGAAAGGUGUAGAGAGCGAAAAUUAUUCCGAAAAAGACCAGACUAGUGACGUCCAACCCCCACCAAGAUUUCCUGUCAAAGGAACACCUAUUGGCAAAUUUAAACCCCACCCUCCUGUUCCAUAUGCCGAACCUCCUUGGGCAGGAGUGGCAGAUGUCCCAUAUUCCCUAGAAAUCCUCAAGAAUGGCACUAUAGUUGAUACGGUCCCACUCACCCAGCAGAGUUAUUUUGUGGUCGGACGUUUACCUGUGUGUGACGUAUCCCUGGAACACCCUUCAAUCUCCAGGUAUCACGCUGUCAUUCAAUACCGUGGGCUGGCAGGAGAGGAGGAGGCAGUUGGAGAGGCAAGAGGGUUCUAUGUCCAUGACCUGGGCAGCACACAUGGUACCUUCGUCAACAAGAACAAGAUACCACCGAAUACCUACAUCAGAGUACGGGUUGGGCACGUACUCAAAUUCGGGGGAAGCACUAGACUUUUCAUCAUGCAGGGUCCAGAGUUUGACGAAGAGGCGGAGUCAGACCUGACUGUCACAGAGCUGCGGGAGCGAGCCAGGAAGCAGCGGGAGGACCUGGAGAGGAGGAUGAUGGGAGAAGGCUCCGAUGAGGAGGAAAAGGAAGAGGGGAAAGAAAGCAGUGGCAUCCAGGGAAAGAGUUUAAACAAUGAUUCGGGCUGUUCCUGGGGAAUAGCUGAUGAAGCAGCCCCCGAAGAGGAUGAGAACGAGGAGAACCCCUUCUCCACAGAGUUCCAGGAGGACCAAGAGGCUGCUUACCUGAAGGACCCUAAGAAAGCACUGCAGGGCUUCUUUGACCGAGAAGGGGAAGAGCUUGAGUUUGAGUAUGAAGACAAAAGCCACGGUACCUGGCUCUGCAGAGUAAAGCUCCCAGUGGAUGACGCUUCUGGGAAGCAGCUGGUCGCCGAGGUGACCCACACAGGGAAGAAGAAAGAUGCGGCCAUCCAGUCUUCCCUGGAGGCGUGUCGAAUCCUGGAGGCCCGGGGCCUGCUCAGGCAGGAGGCAGUUUCCCGCAAGCGCAAGAAGAAGAACUGGGAGGACGAGGAUUUCUAUGACAGUGACGAUGAUAACUUUCUGGACCGCACCGGUGCUGUGGAGAAGAAGAGACAGGAGCGCAUGAAGAAGGCGGGAAAGAUUCAGGAGCGCCCGGACACUUACGAGUCACUGGUGGCCAAACUGUUGGUGGUUGAGAAGGCUCUGGCAGAGACAGAGAAGAAGCUCAGUGCUACAGGGAGAGACGGCUCUCACUCAUCCUCUGAGGACCCGCUGGAUGCCUUCAUGGUCGCCGUGCGCAGUGAGGCGGCGCUGGACGGAGUGGAGCGCCGUAAGCUGCACGUGCACACCGCCGACCUGCGUAAGGAGGCCCAGAGACUGCGCCGGCUGGUGGAGCUCACGCGGCCAGCCCAGAUGCCUUCACUGCAGACGGGGUCUAUGAGUGGGUCGUCCGACGUAGACAAGCCUAAGAAGCGGUCCCUACCGCUGUUUGGUGCCAUGAAGGGAGGCGCCAAGUUCAAACUGAAGACUGGGACCAUAGGGAAGUUGCCCCCAAAGCGAGCCAAUCUGCCCGCAGAACUCUUCAACAUGAAAGGAGAGGAAGAGGAGGAGGAAGAGGAGGAGGAUGACAACAACAAAGGGAAUGAAGACUUGACUGAGGCUGACAUCCAGGCUGAGGAACCCCAACAGUCCAAUGAAAGCACUGAUUCCACAGAGGGCUGCAGUACAGGAUGCCAGAGGCAGGACCCACCUCUGUCCCAACCCCCCAGAGGGAAAAAGCUGUCCCAGAGAAGUAUAGAUGUAGAGGAGCCUGAGGAAACCAUGGAAGAUGCGCCUCUCGGCCGUUUAAAGCCCUUAUCAGACCCUAAAGAAGGGGGCAAGGAGGCGGCAGCUGCCAAGCCCAGUCCGAGGACAUUCUUGAAAAAAAGAACCACCGGCCCCAACAGACCUCCAGCCGCCCAAUCAGGACAGUACCCUGAGGAUGACCCAGACUAUUGUGUCUGGGUGCCCCCCACAGGUCAGUCUGGGGAUGGCCGCACCCACCUCAAUGAAAAGUAUGGCUACUGAACACACGUCUCAAACUUUUUGACCCUUUUUUUUCCUCGACUCCACCCACCUGCGGACUUAGCAGCCCACCUGCGGACUUAGUAGCAACAGACACACAGGCCUCCAUCCACUCGGGAUCUAUUUGUGUUCUAUGACACUCCUGAGGGAUAUUGCAUGCAACAUACACUACCAUUCAAAAGUUUAGGGUCACUUAGAAAUGCCCUUGUUUUUUAAAGAAAAGCACUUUUUUUUUUGUCCAUUAAAAUAACAUCAAAUUGA